Molecule: messenger RNA, 8564 nt
Organism: Paramuricea clavata
Lineage: Eukaryota; Metazoa; Cnidaria; Anthozoa; Malacalcyonacea; Plexauridae
Source: the annotation of a GenBank genome assembly
UAGGGACUGGUCAUAAAGUAUAACUGCCAUGGUGGGCUGAAGGUAAAUCACAAAUUUUGCCAACAAGUUUGGUGACCCAUCUUAGGAUUUAGAUAAAAAUUUCAAAGCCCAUCUAUCUUACAAAAAAAUUUUCAUGACCCACCCAAUCUAAAUUGGGAAAAUACACUUUUAUAAUAAAAAAACUUGCAGGUAUGAACAUUGUAAAUAUAUACUGGCACUGUAUUGACAUACAUAAUUCCACCAAGCUUGACCAACACAUUCAUCACCAAUUACGAUACUGAGCUGCUCUCCAGUUGGUUGUAUUUGCUGUGAUUCGACCAUUUCUUGUUGUUGUAUAAAACAAAGUACUGGCUUCAAUAAUAGCAUCAUUUGCAUUUGAUAAUUUGGAUAGUUUUGUUUACUUUAUUAUUGAUAUCUUUAUUUUUUUGAAGUAGACAUGCAUGGGUUUUUGUUUGGUGGCCCAACCGUGGACAUACAAAAAAAUUGGCGACCCAUCGAAACUGCCCAAAGAUUUUCCACGGCCCAUCCCAAAUCACUCCAGCCCACCCUAGCAGUUACUUUAUGACCGGUCCCUUAGUCUUUAAAUCGAUGUCAAAAUACGAAAUUUCGGCACUCUCCUUGCCAGUUUCAUGUUAACCGCGCAGACAAAACGAUAGAAAGGGACUGGGUUGACGUCUAAUAGCUCUUCAAUUUCCGCCAUCUUUUUCGCUCCAAAUAUAUGUACGUGUAAAAACAUUUCGCUGAGAAAAAUAUGUCGAAAUUUUUCUAAGUGCCGUACGGGAGCGCACACGUGAGGUACCUAUUUUUUUCGCAUAUUCUGAUAUGUAGUAUAUAUAAUUUUAAUCAGCACACUGAGGCAAUCAUUUGUGGCUAUCCAUGUGUGACUAUUUUUUUGAGAAAAGACUUCAUAGAGAUUGUCAUAUCGAAUGUGCACAUUAUUUAGAGAUAAUUUUUGCUCAAUAAUAUUUACCUUUGUGUUCCCAAAAUACUUCGAAAGGCAUUGUCUACACAUUAUAUCGUCAGAUAUAUUAUUAAUAAGUAACAGCAUGAAUAAAAAUCUCGCACUUGUGAGUUUUUCAAGACCUCAGAUUAAACCUGUCCUUUUAGCUAGCAAUUUUGACAAUAUACUCGAAAACUAACUUCAUGCAUUUGUCCAAAUUUCAGUUUAAAUAAGCCCUAUUACCUAUACACACUUGUUCUAUCAAAGUGUGUUCAAUCUAUUAAAAUUUAAAUUGUCAAUUUUGUUUUGUCGCAUGGGUUAACCGCUACGGUUAGAAUGUGGUUUGUGUAUAUAAUAACAUCGAUCUUUAAAAAACUAUUUUGUUGCAUUUUACUAAAAAAGGGUUUGUCGGUGUAUAGAUGUAUACUGACGUUGUCACGGGUUUUUAAUUUUAAUUUUUUUAGAUUGAAGAGUAAAUUAUGUUAAGACUACAGCCUGGUGUUAGAUAUGGAAUCCGCAAAACACUGGCAAGGUAUACAAAGAUGUAGACAUAUUGUUAUAUUUAUAUACAGUACAUUCAAUUGUUAGAUUUUUCUUGGAUAAGCCUAAAUCAAUUAAAACUCCUGCAUGCGAUGCCAGACCCAAUCGUUACAACAUUUUUUCUACACACGCGAAAACGCCCAAGUUGUAACAAACCUGUAGCAGACUUUAAGCAAGAUUGUUACAAGUUGUUAACAGCUUGUUCCAAACUUGUUGACAACUUGGGACAUGCAGGCAGUGCGAACACAACUUGUUGGCAGACUUGUUACAAGAUGUGAGAUUUUUGCGUGUGUACAAACGUAAAAACGCCCAAGUUGUAACAAACCUGCAGCAGACUUGUAGCAAUGCUGUUCCAACAACUAUAUAGUCAACAGGAUGUGUUCGCACUGCUUGUUCCCAGCUUGUUAACAAGUUGUCAACGCCUUGUUGACAACUUGCUACAAGGUUGUUGAGCUCAACAGACUUGUUACAAGUUGUGGCUGACAACAUUGUAGCGAAAUAACAGCAUUGUUACAACUUGUUGACAAGCUUGCUACAAGCCUGUUGCGAACACAUCUUCACGCGUAAAAGUCUCGCAUCUUGUCAACAAGCUCUGUUCGCACUGCUUGUCCCAAGUUGUCAACAACUUUGGAACAAGCUGUUAACAACUUGUAACAACCUUGUUGGCAUUAUCAAACUUGUUGCAGGGUUGUUCCAACAAGUCUGAUACAGUCAUGAUCUGUAACACAAUAUUUUUACAUGUGAUGUUACUCUGAGUGUAUAUCCACACCGGACAAGCUUGAAAAAUAUGCCUGGCCACAGUGGGAAUCGAACCUUAUACCGCGUAGCUCAGUUGGCAGAGCAUUGGGCUAGUAUUCCAAAGGUCGUAGGUUCGAUUCCCACCGUGUCCAGGCAUAUUUUCCAAGCUUGCCCGCGGUGUGGAUAUACACUCAGAGUAACAUCACAAGCAUCAUAUUCACCUGAGUACAUUACACCAACACAGAAAAAAUCAUGAUUGCUAGAUUACAUUGAUAUCGAAGGAACUAGAUUCUGUUCCGAAAUAUCACAUCCUCGAACCGACCAGACCGCGUAGCUCAGUUGGCAGAGCAUUGGGCUAGUAUUCCAAAGGUCGUAGGUUCGAUUCCCAACGUGGUCAGGCAUAUUUUUCAAGCUUGCCCGAUGUGGAUAUACACUCAGAGUAACAUCACAAGCAUCAUAUUCACCUGAGUACAUUACACCAGCACAAAAAAAUCAAUAUUGUUACAAUUACUUUGUGUGGUCGACCUUGAACAUUCUUGUUAUAUCAUGACUGUAUCAUACUUGUUAGAACAACCUUGUAACAAAUCUAAUAAUGCCAUCAAGCUUGUUACAAACUGUUAACAGCUUGUUUUAAACUUGUUACAACAGCUAGGAACAAGCAGUGCGAACACAACUUGUCGACAACUUGUGAACAAAUUUGUAAAAAGACUUGUCUGUUUUAAUUUUUAGUUUUCUGUUAUUUUUUUCAGAUGGAUUUCAUGGGGCAGUCAUACGUCUGGAAAGCGUCUUAUCCUAACUCUGGCAACAUUCCUAUUCCUCUAUAUUGUUUGUCGAUAUUUCCGCGUGUUUGAAGUUCUCAAAUAUGGCGUCUCUUAUUUGAGAGUUAUUUUGUUUCUUCUGAAGCAAGACAACCAACAUUAUUACGAUAUCAUGCUUCAGGAAGCUCAUGUGAGUUUUAAUUAAUAUCGUAUGGACGUCUAUCUCAUUCGAGAACUGCUCAAGUUGUAUAUAAAAUCUUUUAGACCUUUCCCCUUAUAACCGAAAUUUUGAUCUGGGCAAGUCUAGACAAAUAUUUCAUCACAGCUUGAAAGAGCAUCACAAAAUUAGUAAUAUUCUAAAGUUUCGUUGUGAAAUGUUGUAAAAUGAGGAAAAUAGAGCCUUGCGAAGUUUGCCGAAAUUUUCAGUCAUUUUGCAUUACAAACGGGAAAUUGCAGCCCCAACACCCGAAUCGGAUGUCACUUUCCCGUUUGUAAUACAAAUGACUGAAAAACGGCAAACUUCGCAAGGCUAUAAUUAUUAUCCGCAUUUUACAAGAUUUUGCAACAAAACUUUGGAAUAUUACUAUUUUUGUGAUGCUCUUUCAAACUGUGAUGAAAUUUUUGUCUAGAUCGAAAUUUUAGUUAUAAGGGGAAAGGUCCAUUAUUCUCGUUUGGGAUUCAAAUUUAAGUCGCUUAAUAAAGAUGGCGCAACGCAGCAUAUGUAUAGAGGGUCCAUAUACAGACCGGACGCGAUUCGGCAACGCGACGCGAAUUUUCAAUGAUAUUUAACUUAAAUGUUUUUCUGUGUUUUUCAAAUAUUCGGAACACUUAAGCAAUUUUAGCUAUUUGGUCUGCAUAACUUGUAAAAUUUUUAUCCGUUGACCGUUUUAUUUAUGUGUGGGCCUUAUAUAUAAGCAUCAAGUUUUGGUAAACCACUCGCUAUUUUACAUCGAACUGAGUGCUUAGACUUUUUACAAAACUGGAAGCUUGCAGACUGAACUCACAAUGUCAUGCGUUUCCCAAAUGGGCAUCAUCAAUUUGGGCAAAUGUUCGAAAAUUGGAAGAAUAUUUAAAUCCUAAAUGUGGAAAAUGCGAUUUCAACCGACCACUAUAAAUCAGACCGCAUUUGCUCAUUUUUAUCGCAAUGAUUCAAUAAAGGUGUCAGCUAAAAGUCUGGUCUUUAUAAAUACGAAAACAGAAAACCUUUAAACGAAAUGAUUAACGCGCGAUAAGAUAUCUAUGGCGACAACCUGGCGAGGUUCCCAUGGUUACCUUUUAGGGUGUCCCAAAAAAACCAAAACUAUUGAAAUAACGUAUUGUUAGAAUUUGAAUGCCUCAGCACUCUGCUGAACCCACAAGUUCAUAAAAGCUUGACAUAUAUAAGUAAAGUUUUAAAUUCCCAAAAGCAGAAAAUCGUGCGCUUUACAAAUAUAUUUUAAUUUUUUAAUAAGUCAAUAUUUAUAAUGUUAGACACUAGAGGUGUGCGAAUCCGAUCCGAAUCCGAUCAGAUUCGGAUCGGAUUCGGACAGUAAUUCACUCGAUCGGAUUUCGGUUUUUUUAUUAUCGGAUCGGAUUUUGUAGGUUUUUUGUCGGAUAGGAUCGGAUUUGGUUUUUUUCUUGUAUGUACUGUUUACAACAUUCGCGUCCGUGUUGUAUAGGAUAUAAGCCGAGUGAUUUGGUCGAAGAGGAGUAAUCAGUAUAUAGUACAUAAUGCCGAGUGAUGACAAUAAAGUAAGAAAGUGUUUUGAUAUUUCUGACAAAAGAAACACUGGCGUUAUGUGAAUACUUCUUAAAUCGGUUACGUAUGGGAAUUGGGAUAUAUAGAAAUGUUGUGAUUCUUUGUUUUUAUUUUGUUAGGUUUAUGUGUCAUGAAGCACUGACACUGAGAUUUAUUAGUGAUAAACUUUAAGAUAUCAUCUCUUUGUGUUCAGCUUACUUAGGGUUAGGGCAUUCAAAUUCUAACAAUACGUUAUUUCAAUAGUUUUGGGGGUUUUUUAGGCAAGUUCUAAACUGUACUUACUGGUGAUCUGCAACCACUCCCAUGGGAUUCAAAGGACAAAGAGAUUUUCGCCAUGUUGGAUGAUACUUCCAUUGCAAACAAGCAAAAUCCUUUGUCAAUGUCAUCCAACAUGGCGACGGUGACGUAACUUGCUUAUCACCUAUUACCAUCAGGUUUCCUGAGUGUAACUAUCUUUCUCUAUAGACAUUAUGGAACUUACAUGUUUUUCAGAAGAAAUAUAUGACACAAUGGUGCCAGGUAAGUGACUUCUUCCAAUUUUUAAAUCCAUUUGUCCAAACACUGUGUUAGCCGUUUUAAUGAAGAUAAACACAAAGUAUUUUCUAUUUUAGGAUAUUCCAAGAAGAGACAACGUCACGUGGCUAAUUACUCUGGUAAACGUUGCACACACAUGCAAAAAUCUCACAUCUUGUAACGAGUCAUCAACAAGUUAUGUUCGUACUGCUUGUCAACAAGUUUGGAACAAGCUGUUAACAACUUGUAACAACCUUGUUGAUAUUAUCAAUAGACUUGUUGCGAGGUUGUUCCAACCAGUCCGAUACAGUCAUGAUAUAAAAAUAUCGUUACACCUCGUGUCGUCAACCUUGUAACGUUCUUGUAUGACUGUAUCAGACUUAUGAGAACAACCUUGUGACAUGUCUGAUCAUGCCAUCAAGCUUGUUAAAAGUCGUUAUAACAGCUUAGCUUGUUCCAGUGCGAACACAACUUGUCGACAGCUUGUAAACUGCAGAUUUGUAACAACUUGUUUGCAGACCUGUAACAACUUGUGCGUUUUUACGUGUGUGUAUGAUGAUGAUUUUACUCGUGCAGUGUUGCAUAUCUUGCACGCAUCUAUAAAGUUCUGUGUUACCAUGUCUCCCACUGAAUAAAAUUGUCAAGUAUUCUGAAAUCAAUUUUUGACACUGUUAAAAAGUGAUUUAUUAAGACAUUUACAUUUUUCUCCAAGUGUCUCCACAAUGCAGGAAAUGCCGUUUACGAGACCCCAAAAUUAAUUUAUUCUCUGGGCUAUGCCCCCGCGGACCCUAGAAUUGUGACUCAAAAGGUUAACUGUGUUUUUCCCCUGAUUUUGUAGAACAACGAUGAUUUAGCAACUGGGGCUGUUACACUUGGUUACAUAUUGCAAAAAUUCUCAUGUCAUAAGUACGUUAAUAGAAACCUAAACUCAUCAUUCGUAUAUGCUACUGGGGUUCGCACUUAAAACGCACAAGUUGUUACAACUCUGUUCACAAACUGUCAACAAAUUAGUUGUAUUCGCACUGCUUGUUCCUAGUUGUUGUAAGAAGCUUCCAACAAGCUGCUAUACAACUUAUAACAAUCUUGAUGGCAUUAUCAGAUUUGCCACAAAGUUGUUCUAACGAGUCUGAUACAGUCAUGAUAUAACAAGAACGUUACAAGGUUGACGACACAAGGCUGUAACAAUAUUGUUAUAGCAUGACUGUAUCGGACUUGUUGGAACAACCUUGCAACAAGUUUGAUAAUAUCAACAAGGUUGUCACAACUGUUGACAAGUUGUUCCUUACUUGUUGACAAUUUGGGACAAGCAGUGCGUGAACACAACUUGUUGAGGGCUUGUUGGCAGACUUGCUACAAGAUGUGAGAUAUAUUUGCGUGUGUAUUCAAAGCGAUUUUGAUUGGGUUGUUUACCGGUAAAACUGAUUGGCGUAACUUUCAAUUUUCAGGAAGCUUACAGCAUUAGUCACCGAAGAUCUGAGCGUGAACUCUCGUGAUAUCCUGAAGAAGGCAAGUUACCGUAAUCUAUCACUAAGGUUGGGCGAUAUUUAAAAAAUCAUCUCACGAUUAUUGUCAAGGAAAUUAUCACGAUAUUCGAUAAUAUAGCGAUAAGUGCAAUAAAAACAAUGAUAUCAAUUUCAAUUAAUAUCAAAGGACAGUAAGCUUAUAUAUGAUCUUACGAAAAACAAGUAAAACAAAAAAUUAAAGUAAUAUGAAUGCUUUUUCUAGUCUAGAAUAUUUACUGUUCAUAAACGUGAACGGUAUAUGCAGUGUCUACUGUGUUUCCCCUGUGUCUUCUGCAAUUUCAUUGUUCAGCGGAUUAAUUAUUAGCUUUUGUAUCGUAUUAAAUUUGUAUUUAAUUGUGGAAAUAGGUUUAAUUCUUUGAAAAACUAUAUUUAGGACUUGAAAGAAUUUUUUAAGAUUUUAUAAAAGCUAAAUACACAUGCGAAGCAAUAUCACAAUAGGCAUCGAGCAUGACGAUAAUUUCGAUAUAUCGUCACUCAAGUUUCUACCUUCGAUACGAUAAUCGCGAUUGAAAAUGUCGUGAUAAAUCAAAAUAUCGAAAUAUCGCACAACCCUAUCUAUCACGAAUGCGAGUGUAGUUUUUUAGCUUAAUUUGGUUGGCUAUUUUGCUCUUGUGUCGCGUAUAAUAGGGUAACAAGCAUCGAGAGUAGCUGCAUGUGUACGCCAAGGGAUACGAUAACAGAGUAAAAAGCAUUGACAUUGGGCACAUAUAAGAGGCUUCGGUGAAUUUGACUAGGACUUCCUGGUUUAAUUAACUAGACUAUUAGAUUGUUAAAUAACCAGAGGCCCCUAGCUUAAGUUACACAUUAUUACUUUAGGUUGGUUAUGAAGUUUUGUUGGUCGAAGGUUUGGACUGUAAUUGGAUGGACAGCUUGAAAGGAAAUCCGAGGAAAAACAUUGGUUAGCGCAAAAUUUCAUUUUUAACGUCUCGGAGGAAUUUAUAAUACUAUCUCAAAUCAUUAAUAAUUUAUGAGCAAAUUAGCCAACCAUAUUGCUUCAAUUUGCUCACAUGAUAAUACUGGAUAUCUGAUAAAGUAUAUUGAUCCUGUCCUAGGACUGGAUCAAAAUUAAUUAAGUCCUUUCAUUUCAAGUUAAUUAAGUCCUUUCAUUUCAAGUUAAUUAAGUCAUUUCAUUCCAAGUCCUCGCAUUUUGAUCCAGUCCUCGGCUUCGCCUCGGACUUGAUCAAAUUGCGAGGACUUGAAAUCUAGUCCAGUCCUCAUAGUCGAAUUAGAAAUAUUACGACUAAUCCCUCCCUCUCUUGCAUAUUGUAGUUCUGAAUAUAGAAUGAUAGAAUGUGGGAUGUCAACAGUUUCUUCAUAUUUUCUAGGCAUCCCUGGAACUCAUACACGUUUUCAUGCCUGGAAACUUGAACAAUAUGAGAAGGUAAAAUGUUGCCAGAAUGAUCGUUUACACCUCUGUUUAUUAACAGGGUAGUAAGGCUAAGUUAACCAUGUAAUUUUAAACCGCAGAAACGAUGUAUAUUCGAGAGAACCCUAAUUAAAGUGGCCCACAGGCCUUUGUAACCUGAAAAUCUGUACUUCAACUUGGGAGAGCCCCAAACAUGAAAUCUGGGCAUACUUGAAAUGAGCUGCCCAAACUUUUAGACCUUUUUUAAUUUGUGAAAACUGACAUUUUGGAGUCUUAGGCCAAGUUACCCCAGUCUCAGCAGUUGGGCUUGUGGAUUGCAGUAAAGUAUGAAUCGUUCUCCAAUCUUUUAGAGGUUUUCUAUUUUUACUGAUUAUAUGAAUAACAUUUUUCUCCCUUACAGAUUGUUUACGUGGACACGGAUUUUCUUCCUCUUGUCAGCAUUGAUGAA